GUACAAGCGUAUUAAUCGACAACGACAACACACACAUUAUAUUAUUUUGACAGCAAAAAGUCAAACGUUGGUACAAUUAUCGAAGCGAUAGCUUAGCUUUAGCUAGGAAGUUUACCGAUACGCCAAAGUGCAUACACGGAAAUAUUAACAGGUAGCACACAGAAGCACCAUGUGGACGGAACAGCGAAGGAGAACUCGGUUGCCUUGUCGGAAUUAUUCGUGAAAAACAAACAAAGCAAAAAACAUUGCCGAUAUGAUCGUUGUACAUUCAGUUUAUUAAAAAGUAAAUUAGAUUAUUUGGACUUGGACUGUACAUUUCGCGUAAUCAUGGGCAAAUCAAAGAGCAAGAACCAGAAAAAGUCCCGAGUAGAAGCCCACCGAGCGGCCGAGGAGACGUACCGAUCCGUCCCUCACUCGUUUGUCUUCCAUCGAGGCCGAGUGGGCAAAAACGUGGCUCAGCUCAUCACGGAUGUCAGGAGGGUCAUGGAGCCCUUCACCGCAGAGCAUUUAAAGGUCAGGAAAAAAAAUGUGCUGAAAGACUUUGUAGCCGUGGCUGGACCUAUUGGAGUGACACACUUCAUCAUCUUCAGCAAGACGCCCAGCUCUAUUACUAUGAGGUUGGCACGACUACCAAAAGGGCCCAUGCUCUACUUCAAAGUGCUCAAGUACACGCUCGUCAAAGACGUGGUCUCGUCUCUGAAGAAGCACCGGAUGCACGGGCAACAGUUCACGCACCACCCGCUGCUCAUCCUCAACAAUUUUGGAUCGGACGGCAUGCACAUCAAACUGAUGGCCACCAUGUUCCAGAAUAUGUUCCCCUCCAUUAAUGUGCACAAGGUGAGCCUCAACACCAUCAAGAGAUGCGUGCUGCUCAACUACAAACCAGAGACACAGGAAAUCGAAUUCCGCCAUUACAGCCUGAAGGUGGUGCCAGUGGGCAUGAGCCGCGGCCUCAAGCUUUUGUGCGCGCAGAUCGGGCCUCGCAUGACCCUGCAGCUGAUCAAGAUACAAGACGGAAUAUCGAGCGGGAACAUCAUGUACCACGCCACCAUCUUCAAGACGGAAGAGGAGAUCCAGGAGAUCCUGCAGAGGAAGGAGGAUGAGUUGAAGAACAAACAGGAGCGCCGGAAGAAGCAGGAGCUGAACGUCGCUCAGAAGAAACUGAAAAAGGAGGCGCACAAGAAGAAGUGCCUAGCAGGCAUCAAGAGCGAAGGAGAUGACAAGGACAGCGAGGUGGAGGAUCCUGGCACGCAGGAUGAGCGAGCGGCGGCCGCGGAGUCGGACGACGAGGCCGAGUACUAUCGGCAGGCUGUUGGAGAGGAGCCAGAUGAAGAUAUGUUCCCCGGAGCCAAGAGGAGGAGAAGCAAAGACGGACCUCAAGGACCUGCCAAAAAGAUGAGGAAGCUCUCUGCCAAUAAAACGUUCGGCCAAGAUAAAGGCAUUAGAAGAAGUGUCCCAGGAGGACAUAAGGAUAAAGCAGCAAAGAAAUUUGGCGAACGGCAGAAGAAACCCUUUGGAAAGAAAACAUUUGGAGAGAAGCCGUCACCUGGAGGAAAGCCAUUCAAAAAGCAGCAGCAGGGUGGAGAAAAUAGAUUUGGCAGCAAGAAAAAACGGGGAGACAACAAGAGAACUUUUAGCGGAAAGCUAAACAAAGGCCAAGCGUUCCAGCGCAACAGUCAGAAGAGCAAAGCGACCGCGAACAAGAAAAGUGACCGAGGUGCAAAGCAAAGCUCCAAACACAAGAAGAAAAAAGGUUGAGCACUUUUGAACUGCUAUGCUGACUGACUGUCGGAGAAAAGCAAAGCAAGAUUGAGUUUAUUGCAUUUUGUUUGAUGCUGUACAUUUAUGGAAAUUUUUAUUUCUAAUAAAUUGUUGAAAUUAUUAUUAACUCAA
Molecule: messenger RNA, 1893 nt
Organism: Hippocampus comes (tiger tail seahorse)
Lineage: Eukaryota; Metazoa; Chordata; Actinopteri; Syngnathiformes; Syngnathidae
Gene: ppan
Product: peter pan homolog
Exons: 11
Coding region: 328-1758 (476 amino acids)
Biological process (GO): ribosomal large subunit assembly; rRNA processing
Cellular component (GO): preribosome, large subunit precursor
Molecular function (GO): rRNA binding
Source: RefSeq, a predicted model, not a curated record